CCACUCUAAUAAAGGAAGGGUCAUCCCUAUAGCACAGGUGUAAACGAGGGAAGUGAUGUAUUAAAGAACGUAAGGAAUGUGUGACCUAUUCUGACAGCAACAUUUGAAUUCGAGUUUGUGUCAUCUGCAAAGAAAUGUUGAUAUAUUAUUAAAUGCGCAACUGUUAAUUACAGAAGUGGGUCACUAAUUCUAUCUGUUUAUAAAUAUGGUCACCAAGGAUUGCUCUCUUUUUUACUAUUUAGUUUACUUGAAGUACUUUUCUAGCUUUCAAAGUAUACAAAGGAGACCUGAGCUUCCAAAAUAUUCUUCAAAAUGCAACGUGACGGAAGUGCUACUACGUGUAGCAUCAACUACGACCGACCCAUGGAACUUAUUUCGGUUCCUGCCAUUCCUGAUGACACUUUCACCGUUGGACAAGCAGUAAAUGCAUUAGGUUUUGGGAAGUUUCAAGUAAAACUACUAUUAUCGACAGGACUCUGUUGGAUGGCAGAUAGCAUGGAAAUAACAAUACUAAGUAUUCUUAGCUCAACAUUACGUUGCGAUUGGGGCAUUAGUAAGGCUGAACAAGCUUUAACUAUAAUGAUCGUUUUUAUGAGUAUGAUGUUAAGUGCGACAUUUUGGGGUAUCUUAAGUGACAGAUAUGGCCGCAAGAAGUCGUUAACAAUAUGUGCAAUACUACUCUUCUAUUAUGGAUUUCUUAGCUCAUUUUCACCAAGUUUUCUUUGGAUACUAUUGCUCCGAGGACUCGUUGGGUUUGCCAUUGGCUGUGCCCCACAAUCGGUAACAUUGUUUGCAGAGUUUCUUCCUACUAAACAAAAGUCAAAAUGUGUAAUACUGCUAGAUUGUUUCUGGGCUCUUGGAGCCUCCCUCGAGGUAGUAUUAGCAUUAAUAGUCAUGCCGAGUUAUGGAUGGCGUUGGCUGCUCGCCAUUUCAACAUUGCCUGUGCUUAUAUUCGCUACAAUCACUCCAUGGCUUCCAGAGUCUGCCACCUUUCAUGUUAUGACUGGCCGCACUGAUAAAGCGUUUAUCACUCUGGAAAGAAUUGCAAAGGAAAAUAAAAAGCCCAUGCUUUUUGGUCGAUUGAUAAUCGACCAUCCCUUUCCAGUUAGUAGAGGUGGAUGGAAAGACUUAUUCAGCCUUGAGGUCCGAAGGACUUCUGCGUCCCUUUGGGUUAUAUGGUUUUGUAGUGCUAUUUGCUACUAUGGAAUAGUUUUAAUAACGACAGAGCUGUUCAAUACAACAGCUGAACGGUGUGGCAGUAAUGGCAUUGGAAGAAGCGACUGCAAUUUAGAUUGCCAACUAAGAAGAAGUGAUUACAUAGACUUACUGUGGACAACUUUGGGCGAAUUCCCAGGGAUAUUUUUCACUGUCAUUAUUACCGAAAAAAUUGGUAGAAAGAAGACGAUGACGUGGCAGCUGAUUAUUUUUGCUGUAAUAGUGUGUACAUUAGUCAAAGCAUGCACUUUAAGCAGAACAGCAUUGACAAUAGGACUUUUUCUGGCCCGUGGUCUGAUAGCAGGAGUCUUCCAGGCAGCUUAUGUUUACACUCCCGAAGUUUAUCCAAUACAUUUGCGAAGUGCUGGAGUAGACGCAUGCAGUGUUAUGGCAAGAGCUGGUGCCAUGAUAUCGCCAUACAUAGCUCAAGUUUUAUUGCAGCAAUCGAUGAGUGCAGCAGUAGGAGUUUACGCUGCGGCUGCAUUGUGCACUGUAUUAAGUAUUCUGAUACUACCUACAGAUAAUAGGUAGCAAUUAACGGGCGAAAGCCCGAAGAAUUCUGUUGAGAUGUACAUAUGAAGUGCAUAAAGGGAAAAUCGGUCAUAGGUACUAAACCUAAAAGUAAACCAACCUGUCUGAUCCUGAUGCCCAACGUGAGGCAUAUUUUAUACCUUUCCAUCGCUUAGAAAUCAUCGUUGCAAUGUAUGUAUAUAAAAAUACAAGAAUAAGAAUGUCCAACCAUAAUGGAGAUGAUUUUUAUAUUUUUGUUACGUUACAGGUGCUUCAUGCACUGUGUUUGAUGUAUUUUAAUACUACCUAGAUAGGUUGUAGAGUAGGUUAAGUGUACGCCCAAAAUGUGUAAGCUAAAACUACCUUAGUUAUUAAAUAUGAGGUACUUUUUAUUUGAUAGGGAAUAUCAAAGGAAUAUGUUGACUCGUUCAGCGCCAAAAUUGGGUUCGAAACUUUUUUGGUUAAUGAUUCAUUUUGAUGUACUUAUUUGAAUUAUUUUAUGUAUGGAAAACAUUAGCAUAAAACUUGAUUCUUCUAAAUGCUUGAACGUUUAUUGCAAAUUAUUUGAAUUGUUACCUAAAAAAGUUAAGUAACCUAUUAAUUUUAUUUUGAUCUUCCAAUCGAUGUCCUUACAAUGGAACCAGUUUUAUAUUUAUAUACAUCGCGUAAAAUUUGUUAUACUUAAUGAAUGUAAAUGUAAAUCUAAACAAAUUAUAUUUCUCGAUUGUAGUAUACACAUACAUUUUAUAUGUAUUCUUAUAGCCAUUUAUUGUACGACCUGAAAACAUUUUAAUAUACUUGCGAUAAUAUCGCACAAGAAAAUAAA
This is a messenger RNA of Orussus abietinus, 2551 nucleotides long. Its product is annotated as synaptic vesicle 2-related protein. Gene Ontology annotation, molecular function: transmembrane transporter activity. Bases 313 to 1746 code for a protein of 477 amino acids. Gene Ontology annotation, biological process: transmembrane transport. Lineage: Eukaryota; Metazoa; Arthropoda; Insecta; Hymenoptera; Orussidae. The record is from RefSeq and is a predicted model, not a curated record. The transcript has 8 exons.